CCAGCCAGCUCCACACACAGACUAACAGCUACACCCAGCCAGCUACACACAGACUAACAGCUACACCCAGCCAGCUCCACCCACAGACUAACAGCUAGAAGGACAACAGAAGCCUUAUGGAAUAUCAGCGUUGCCUGGCGGAAGAAUAGAGAGCCACUGGCAACAGGACAACAUUCUGGGGAACCGCAAGAGCCUCUUGUUGAGCAUCAAUAUGCUGUCCUUCUGCAGUUGGUCAGGUUGAAAUAUCACCAAACGCCUUCAGGUUGAAGCUCCUCCUGGUAGAAUCUGAGGGGCGAUGGGGAACACAGCCACUAAAUUCCGCAAGGCUCUGAUCAACGGUGACGAGGGUCUGGCCUAUCAGCUGUAUGAGGGGAGCCCCCAGUUUAAAGAGAGCCUGGACCCCAACACUUCAUAUGGCGAACCCUACCAACAUAACACUCCUCUGCACUACGCCGCCAGGCACGCCAUGACACGACUCAUCAGGUCCUUUCUCUUCAGUAAGGACGGCAACCCCAACAAGCGUAACGUUCACAAUGAGACGUCCCUCCAUCUCCUCUGUAUGGGCCCCCAGAUCCUAAUGGGGGAGGGGCCUCUGCAGCCGCGGCUGGCCCGACCCGAGCUGGACGAGAUGAAGAGGGCAGAGUGUCUCCAGAUCAUCCUGAAAUGGACCGGAGCCAAGCUGGACCAGGGAGAGUAUGAGAACGCCAACGUCAACUCCACUGACAAUAAGAAGAAUACAUCGCUGCACUACGCAGCCGCCUCGGGGUUGAAGAAGUGUGUUGAGAUUCUAGUAAAUAAGGAAGCGGACCUGUUUGCGGAGAAUGAGGACCGUGAGACGCCGUGUGACUGUGCAGAGAAGCAGCAUCACAAGGAGCUGGCCCUCAGCCUGGAGUCUCGGAUGGUCUUCAGUCUGGCCCCAGAGAGCAUAGAGGCAGAGUAUACUGCUCUGGACCACAGAGAGCUAUACGAGGGUCUGAGGCCUCAGGAGCUGCGUCGCCUGAAGGACAUGCUGAUAGUGGAGACGGCAGACAUGCUGCAGACCCCUCUCUUUACUGCUGAGGCUCUGCUUAGAGCACAUGACUGGGACAGAGAGAACCUGCUGGAGGCCUGGAUGUCUAAUGCUGAGGAAUGCUGCCAGCGGUCUGGGGUCCACAUGCCCAGUGCUCCUCCUAGUGGGUACAACGCCUGGGACACCCUGCCGUCCCCUCGUACCCCCAGGACCACCCGCUCCUCCAUCACCUCCCCUGACGAGAUCAGCCUCUCCCCCGGGGACGACGAUAGAACACCGUGUGGUGUCUGUAUGUGCCCCCUCUCUAUCUUCGAGGAACCGGUUGACAUGUCAUGUGGUCACGAGUUCUGCCGAGCCUGCUGGGAAGGGUUUCUGAAUCUGAAGAUUCAGGAAGGGGAGGCUCACAACAUCUUCUGCCCGGCGCACGACUGCUUCCAGCUGGUUCCUGUGGAGGUCAUAGAGAGUGUCGUCUCCAGAGAGAUGGACAAGCGCUACCUGCAGUUCGACAUCAAGGCGUUUGUGGAGAACAACCCAGCUAUCCGCUGGUGUCCCAAGGCGGGCUGUGAGCGGGCGGUGCGUCUCUCAUCCCGGGGUCCAGGUAGCAGCUCCUCAGACCCGUUCAGUCUACCUCUCCUCAGAGCGCCCGCUGUGGACUGUGGCAAGGGACACGUGUUCUGUUGGGAGUGCCAGGGAGAAGCCCAUGAACCAUGCGACUGCCAGACAUGGAAGAUGUGGUUGGCUGAAGUGACUGAGAUGAGACCCCAGGAAUUGGCUGGUGUGAGUGAAGCCUAUGAAGACGCAGCCAACUGCUUGUGGUUACUGUCAAACGCCAAACCCUGCGCCAACUGCAAGUCUCCUAUUCAGAAGAACGAAGGCUGCAACCACAUGCAGUGUGCUAAGUGUAAGUAUGACUUCUGCUGGAUCUGUCUGGAGGAAUGGAAGAAACACAGCUCGUCUACUGGAGGUUACUACCGCUGUACCCGCUAUGAGGUCAUCAACCAGGUGGAGGAGCAGAACAAAGACAUGACUGUGGAGGCUGAGAAGAAGCACAAGGGAUUCCAGGAACUGGACCGCUUCAUGCACUACUACACCCGCUUCCAGAACCAUGAACACAGCUACCAGCUGGAGCAGCGCCUGUUGAAGACAGCCAAAGACAAGAUGGAACAGCUGAGCAGAGCCUUGAGUGGACGAGACGGAGGCCCACCUGACACUACGUUCAUUGAAGAUGCUGUACUGGAGCUGCUGAAGACGCGUCGCAUCCUCAAGUGCUCUUACCCCUACGGCUUCUUCCUGGAGAUCAAAUCCACCAAGAAAGAGAUUUUUGAACUUAUGCAGACUGACUUGGAGAUGGUGACAGAGGACCUGGCUCAGAAAGUCAACCGUCCUUACCUCCGAACUCCCCGUCACAAGAUCAUCCGAGCGGCCUGUUUGGUGCAGCAGAAGAGACAGGAGUUCCUGGCCUCCGUCGCCCGAGGGGUGGCCCCCAGCGACUCCCCAGAGGCCCCUAGACGCAGUUUUGGAGGUGGAACGUGGGACUGGGAGUAUUUGGGCUUUGCAUCUCCUGAGGAGUAUACAGAGUUUCAGUACCGGAGGAGACACAGGGAUCGUCAACAGAGGAGACAGAGAGGGGACAUUCCCCAUCUUGACGAGCAUAGCGACAGCACUUUAGACACACAGGAAAUGGGAGGUGGGCGAAGACCUGGUCCCCCCAUGGGCUCAUUGGACGAGGACGAUCCCAACAUCCUAUUGGCUAUCCAGCUGUCACUCCAAGAGUCUGGGUUGGCGACGGCCGGGGACACUCCAGAGUUGUUGUCCAAUGAGGCGUCCCUGGGGGCCAUCGGCACCUCCCUCCCGUCCAGACUGGACGCGGAGUCCCAGAGGGUGGAGGUGGGGCCCCGGGGGGCCAUCAGCAGCCAGCGGCUCUAUGAAGGGGUUCCAGGGGUCUAUGCGUUACACCACCACCACUCAUCCCAGCAGCACUACAGCAACCACAAUCUCAACCCGUUUAGGGAGCCUUCUUCAGGUGAGGCUCUGUUCUCGUCCUCCAGUGGUACUGCGGACUCCACUACCACCGCAUCAACAGGGCUCCAGGACCCCUCACACCCAAACACCAACCUGCUGGGUAACAUCAUGGCCUGGUUCCAUGACAUGAACCCUCAGAGCAUCACCCUCAUCCCCUCCACCACCACCACCACCACCUCCUCAGACACAGACCUAGACUUCAACAUGGCAGCACAGACCACGGCCAACACAGCCUCCGAGGUGGAGGAGGAGGUCCAAGCUGACCUCCACCAGCCCCGUGCCACGCCCCAGAAAGGUGAGGGCGAGCUGGGGGAAGAUGUGGACUGUUUCCCCUUCCUCUCUCAGGGCCUGGAGAAGGAGGCUGAGAGGGAGAGACCCACCCAUCUAGACCUGACGGUGGGGUCAGAGGUCAUGGCCCCGUCCUACAUGGUGACUACCGGGACAGGGGACCGGGCCGGGGAGAGGCUCGCUGGGGGUAACGUUGUUCGCGUUGACACGCCCAUGUGUGACUCUGUGACCUCUGACCUUCUGCCUAGCACCAGCUCUUCAGAAUGGGAGGAGCAGAUACACCUUGUCUGAUUGGUGGAAGAAAAAAAAAUCUUAAGUGGGGACGGAGGAGAUACACCUGGUCUGAUUUAUGAUUGGAG
Molecule: messenger RNA, 3678 nt
Organism: Oncorhynchus tshawytscha (Chinook salmon)
Lineage: Eukaryota; Metazoa; Chordata; Actinopteri; Salmoniformes; Salmonidae
Product: ankyrin repeat and IBR domain-containing protein 1-like
Exons: 20
Coding region: 296-3610 (1104 amino acids)
Biological process (GO): positive regulation of proteasomal ubiquitin-dependent protein catabolic process; ubiquitin-dependent protein catabolic process; protein polyubiquitination
Cellular component (GO): cytoplasm; ubiquitin ligase complex
Molecular function (GO): zinc ion binding; ubiquitin conjugating enzyme binding; ubiquitin protein ligase activity
Source: RefSeq, a predicted model, not a curated record